Molecule: messenger RNA, 3158 nt
Organism: Dothidotthia symphoricarpi CBS 119687
Lineage: Eukaryota; Fungi; Ascomycota; Dothideomycetes; Pleosporales; Dothidotthiaceae
Exons: 3
Coding region: 1-3090 (1029 amino acids)
Source: RefSeq, a predicted model, not a curated record
AUGUGUCUCUAUCACUACAUCUAUUUCUCCACUUGUCAACACGCCGAACUCAGCAAAGUGACCUAUUGCGACACGGCGAUAUCUCUCGGCCUGCACAAGCGGGACAGUCAUUUGUCGCGAGGUGUCAGUGCAGCCAAUCACCCACCUGGCCGCCACGGUCCAUUGCCUACUCCUCGACCGACACAUCCUGCAAACAAUAACAGUUCUUCGAAUUCGUAUAGUCAGCAGCAUCAUCACAGCAUGUCGACACUCACACCCUUCGAGAUUGGGGCGCCUCUCGCGUGGGAUGUUGCCGCUGCAAAACGAGACGAGCGUUUGGAUCAACAUGCAGCAUAUAUUCCGCGCUCAGUCCUCAAGGAUGGCGUUGUGAUCAGUCGGGAGAACAACAUAGCACACGCCAGCUCGCUAUUGAAUACGCCAGACUUCCGAACCUUGAACAUCGAUAUAUCCAUAGACACUCGGCCAUCGCUCCCUGUAGAGCUCACUCACGACGUACCUCACCACGAUCUCGUCCGCACGUCCACCAAGUCUACCCGUCGGCCCUCUGACUUGGAUUCGGAGACCGUCCGGGGGAGCCACGAUGCUCGUGCCCGGAUCCACGCUGACAGAUACACUGUUGGUCACAGUGGCCAAGGGUCUCGCAGCCCCCGCAAGUCAAUACCUACACACUGGCUGCCCAAAAGCAGCGGUCCGAACUUGGCCACAGCCCAACGUGCACGGGUCCGCGACGGCAAGAAGGGAUCUCAAGGUGGUUCUCCAAUCGAAGUGAAAACCCUUCGCGGAACACGCAGCUCGAUCGAUCUGGCCAGGAUGCAUGCCGCCGAAGGAGCGACCUUCCUCACCAAGGAGACUCUCGCCGCUGUCGAGAACAACCUCACGUCGCCCUCACUGGCGCACAGUCCUACCAAGCUCCGCCACACUACAUCGAAAGCGACGCUGAAGAGUCCUGCCGGAUCGCCAAUACGCAGCAGUCCGCGACAGCAAGGCACUCUUUCGGUGAAGACGUCGCCGACCAGAAUCUCGUUUCUCAGCACCGACCCCGCAUCGUCCGACCACAAGCGAGCACCUAGCAGCAUUGUCUCAUCUAGUGGAAGGGCAUCUUUCCAUACUGCAGAUGGCUCGCCAGUAAGAAGUCCUGCAGACUCUGAGCUCAGCUUCGAGUCGGCUGUAGAGUUUCUUGAUAAUGUCCAUCUCCCUGUUUCUGAUGUGAAGGCUAACAGUGAGGAUGAUCAGAUCAAGAGCUCUGGUCGUUUCUCGACAUCUCCGACUAAAGCAAAACCAAAGCUCACUCUCGAUACAGCUUGUGACACGUUAGCCUUUACGGAUCUCAAUUCAGCAACCACAUCGGCGUCCACUGCCAGUUCUGGAGACGAUUUCUGCCAAGGAAGCAGCCCGACCUCACCCCUGCAGGCGUCACGCAUACCUCGCAUGUUGGCAGCAAACAAGUCAGGUUCUGCGCGUGACUCCAAACCAGCUUCAGCACUGAAGCAGUCAAAAUCUGCGUAUGCCACAUCCCCGCAGCAGACUAAACCGCAGCAGGAAUUGCCAAUGGAGUCGCGAGGUGCGCCUCGACACGUAGGUCCCAGAACUGUAUUCCCGCGUCAUGUGCGCACUCUCAACAGCUCAGGCUCAACUCCUAUCUUGUCGCGUCACCGCACGAUUGAAAAAUUGUCAUGCUCAAAUGCUACGGAUCUUUCGACCUGCACCACUGUCCAGCAAGUCGAAAAUCAGGCGGAUGAAGUCCAGGCACAUUCUUCUCGCAAGAAGGAGACACAUGCGCAUACACAAUCAAUGUUUGCAUCCUCUGACUGCAUCGGCACAUCCAGUCAAGCAUCUAGAGCGUCGAGCGGCUCGACUAUCAAAGUUGGGUCAAAUAUCGAAGAUUUCGCUCACGCAAACCCUGUCGUUAUCAGUGAUCGCAAGAGAUCGGACGCUUAUGGUACGAUACUCGAUCGACCAUUGCACAUUUCUCCGCUCAUUGUCAUGGUAACUCACAUUGUUGACAUAGGUUCCGGGUAUUCGAAUGAUGUUCAUGACGAUACUGCCUCGGUCACUUCCAGUCACGCAACCGUAAUCACUCACAAUAUCUCGCCAGUCCGGGGCAGAAGUGCGCAGUACGUGCCGAACGAUCGUAAACAUGCAGACGGUGUACGCUCGAUGGACUCUAGCUUAGCCUCAGAACUCCGUGCAACUGCUCGAGAGUUUAUUCCUGGAGUUUCCCAGGUAUCGAAGGAUAACAAUGCGCUUGCAGGAGAGGCGACACCUGUCCAGCUAGGCGAGUCUUCUGUCAUGCCCAACUUUUACACACUGGACAGUUACGGUGUACCGUGUCUCUACUACAUGUACCCAGUGCCGUAUGUCUAUCCUCCAGGCUUCGGCAAGGGCCGAGCGAAGUCGCCGAGAAAAUUCCGUCCCAGGAAGCAGCGCCCAACUGCACUUGAACAUACUGAACCACAGUACUGCGCUACCCUGGCGGAGAUUGCAGAAGCCUCCAAUACCCGUGAGGCUGAACCUGAACUACGUCAAGCUUCUCCGUCGCCCGAACACCGCCUUUUGGACGUAUGUGUGCCGGAGCUGCUGCAAGUUUCACAACGACAAUCUUCUGCUCCGACCCAUACAGCACACAGUCUCAAGCCAUCCGCACAAGCCGUGUCCCUUGAGCCUGAGGAUCGAUUUCUGACCAACCACUCUACCGUUCCUUUCGCCUGCCAGAUGGACUUUAUCACCCGUCAAGCCGCCAUCCGUAACAAGGACAAUGGCAACACGAAACACAGUCCACCUCCAGAUGUCGACCUAACCACAAUUCGCAACGUCGGCAUCCCCAAGGGUCCGCGCAGUAUGCGUUCGGGGCACAACACUCUGCCCUCCCGCCGCCCGUACCGCAGCAAUGGACUUUAUGGCGGCCGCGCCGCGGUUGGCGUACCGAUGUACGCUACGGCUCCUUUCCCGGAUGCUGUCGCGCCGAUGGGGAGACCGGAUCAAUACCUGGGGUAUACAGUGGGUAGCGAUGCGUGUGGUCGUGUGGAUAUUGACGUCGCGGCUGAGAGGGGUGGAGGCCCGGCGUGCAACGCUUGUGACCCUGAUCAUUAGGGCGUUGAGGGAGAGUUCGUAUGGAAUGAGGUGUAAUGGCAGGUGUUAGAGUUAUUGAUAGAGACUCG